UUGUGGUACUCUUUAAGCCAUAACAACAGAGAUAUUCGCAGUGUCGUCGGGCAAUAUUUUUAUCCUAGCCGGUAUUUUUUCGGCGUUUUUUUCUGUCGUUGCUUGUUUAUAGUUGUAUUUAAAAUGAAGCUUCAGUGUUUAGUCGUUGCUCUGUGCUUCGGCGUGGGUGUAAUGGCUGGGAAAUACUCUCGUGAAAUGAACGAGCAGAAGCCGAGCGGCAGUGAUGGGCAGCCGGCGGAGUUCAGGAUAUCUAAGCUGAACCAGGUGUGGGAGAAGGCUAAAAGGAUGCAGUUGUCCCCGGUGCGGCACGCUGAGCUGCACAGCGACCUGAAGAUCCAGGAGAAAGAUGAGCUGCAGUGGAAGAAGAUGAAGGUGGAGGGGCUGGAUGAAAACGGGGAGAAAGAGGCCCAGCUGCGACGUAACUUUAAUGUGAUCCUGGCCAAGUAUGGAAUGGAUGGGAAAAGAGACACUCGACCACUGGAGAGCAACUACCUGAAGGACCACAACACCAAUGAAGGAGAUAUAUUUGAUGAUCCCAGGCUGGACAAGCUCUGGAACAAGGCCAAGAGCUCGGGCAAGUUCUCCAGCGAGGAGUUGCUGAACCUGAAGAGGGAGUUCCAGCAUCACAAGGACAAGAUCCACGAGUACAACAUCCUCAUGGAUACCGUCAGCAGGACCGAGGAAAUACAUAAGAAUGUGAUCUCUCCCUUGGAGGGCGAUGCCAAAGAGAAUGUGCUGCACCAGAAGCACAUGGACCUGAAGCAGAAGAUGAGAGAUCUGAACCAGGGCUUCGAUCGCCUCCGUAAGCUCAGCCACGAGGGCUUCACUGAAGACAGCGAGUUUCGGGAGCCCCGUGUGAUUGAACUGUGGGAGGCUGCCAAGAGAGCCAACCUCAGCGAAGAUGAGCUGGACUCUCUCAAGGAGGAGCUGCAUCACUUCGAGACCAAGGUGGAGAAGCACAGCCACUACAAGGAGCAGCUGGAGCUUUCCCACCAGAAGCUGCGACACGUGGAGAGUUUGGGAGAUAAAGAGCACAUCAGGAAGAACCAGGAAAAGUACAACACACUUGCUGAGAAGACCAGGGAGAUGGGCUACAAGAUGAAGAAACAUAUGCAGGACUUGUCCAACAAGAUUUCUCGUCAGGGACUCCAGCACAAUGAGCUCUGAGAGGCUCGGAUCAUCACGUCUGUGCAGGUUGAAUGAACUGAAAUGAUUCCCUCCACCACCUCACGCCACAUACGCUAAGCUCUCCCAUUCCCCUUCAACUACUGUAAAAAAAAAAAAAAAUCAGUGUUUUCUACUUUUAUAGUGUUAUUA
Molecule: messenger RNA, 1317 nt
Organism: Chelmon rostratus (copperband butterflyfish)
Lineage: Eukaryota; Metazoa; Chordata; Actinopteri; Chaetodontiformes; Chaetodontidae
Gene: lrpap1
Product: low density lipoprotein receptor-related protein associated protein 1
Exons: 8
Coding region: 124-1167 (347 amino acids)
Biological process (GO): negative regulation of receptor internalization; negative regulation of very-low-density lipoprotein particle clearance
Cellular component (GO): plasma membrane; endosome; cis-Golgi network
Molecular function (GO): heparin binding; receptor antagonist activity; lipase binding
Source: RefSeq, a predicted model, not a curated record